Penicillium angulare is the source of this 561-nucleotide messenger RNA. RefSeq lists its product as uncharacterized. Bases 1 to 561 code for a protein of 186 amino acids. The transcript is spliced from 2 exons. The record is from RefSeq and is a predicted model, not a curated record. Lineage: Eukaryota; Fungi; Ascomycota; Eurotiomycetes; Eurotiales; Aspergillaceae.
AUGGAUAUAGAAGAUUUAGCAAAGGUCGUUGAGACCACUAUGAGCACAACCCAGAAGAAGUUUAGUCAUGGUCGCCACCGCAUUGAGCUUGGACUUUUCUUGCAGCUCACAGGCCUUACAACAAACCGCCCUCAGGCCAUUCUCAAUCUACGAUAUCGUCACAUACAAGUCAGUCUUUUGCGUGAUCCACAGGGUGGUCCACACCGAAUUGUCAUCGAGUUCACCUUUAAAUUCACCAAAGAGUGGUUGGGUGCUAAAGACUCAAACACAUAUAUUUUGCCUAAGAUCAUUUUUGAUCCUUCUUUAGUCCUGAGUCCACACGUAUUCCUGCUAGGCCUUCUUUUUACAGACCAUGCAUUUGAUCGGGUUGAUGGUGAAGAAGUUCUUGUCUCUGCAAGCCAACUUCCUCGACUCCGAAUUCGUGACCAGUGCAACGAGUUACGACUACAGCUUGACCCCAGGACGGAUGACGUGCCGGUUUUCCGGAUAUCCGAACGAACAUUAAACGGGAUCGGCAUCUCCCCCAGUAAAGCUCUCCCUUAUUCAACUAUAGAGCCAUAG